AUGGACAAAGUGAUCGAAUUCCUCGACGCCAAUGAGAAGAAAUGGGUGGAGAGACUUUCCCAGAAUGUCGCCAUUGCUUCAAUUUCUUGCUCACCAGACAAUCGGCCACAGACGAUUGAGCAGAUGCAUGUUGCGGAUAAAAUGCUCAAGGAACUCGGUUGCUCUACCGAAAUCGUCGAUUUAGGAUCUCACACGAUGCACGAUGGUAAAAGUCACCCUCUUCCGCCCGUCAUUCUCGCCAAACUCGGAGACGACCCAAACAAGAAGACUCUACUUAUCUACGGCCAUCUAGAUGUCCAACCGGCUCUUAGAUCCGACGGAUGGGAUACCGACCCUUUUGUGCUCACAGAAAAAGAUGGAAAGAUGUACGGCCGAGGAAGCACGGACGAUAAGGGACCAGUCCUCGGCUGGGUCAAUGUCAUCGAGAGUUUUCAAAAGACGAACACGGAGAUUCCGAUUAAUAUCAAAUUCUGCCUCGAAGGAAUGGAAGAAUCAGGUUCAGUUGGACUUGAAGAGCUUGUUAGAAAGAGGGAUGACUUUUUCAAGACGAAUGUUGAUUGGGUCUGCAUUUCUGACAAUUACUUCCUUGGAAAGACCAAACCAUGUGUGACCUACGGCCUCAGAGGCUGCAUGUAUUUCUACCUCGAAGUCAUUUGCGCAAAACAAGAUCUUCACUCUGGCGUCUUUGGCGGUAGCGUUCACGAAGCUACCGUUGAACUUUCCCAUAUUUUCUCAAGUUUGGUCGAUGUCAAAGGGAAGAUAUUGAUCGACGGUGUUGGAAAAGAAGUUGAUGAUUUGACUGAAGAAGAGAUGAAAACUUAUGCAGACAUUGACUUUGAUAUGGGCGCCUAUCAGGCUGAUGUUGGGACGAAUAAACUGACUGAAGAAAGUAAGGCAAAACUACUGAUGCGACGAUGGAGAGAGCCUUCUCUCUCGAUCCAUGGAAUCCAGGGCGCCUUUGCCGAGCCAGGAGAGAAAACCGUCAUUCCGGGAAAAGUUAUCGGCAAAUUCUCGAUCCGACUGGUCCCAUCGAUGAGCUUCGAUCACGUUGAAAAGUGCGUCAAGGAUCACAUCGAAGCGGUUCACGCCAAGCUUGGCACUGGGAAUCAAGUCAAGUGCUAUUUGGCGAAGGGGCCCGGAAAGCCCUGGAAGGCGGAGACCACCACUCCAAAUUAUCAGGCGGCGAUUAAGGCUGUCGAGGAUGUCUGGGGUGUCAAGCCGGAUUUGACAAGAGAGGGAUGUUCUAUUCCAAUCACUUUGGUCUUCGAAGAAGUAACGGGUCGAUCAGUUCUACUCCUCCCGAUGGGCUCCAGCGACGAUGGAGCUCAUUCCCAAAACGAAAAGCUCAACAAAAUCAACUACACAAAUGGCAUGAAAGUCUUUGCCAACUACAUCCACCGGCUGGGCAAAGAAUAG
Oikopleura dioica is the source of this 1416-nucleotide messenger RNA. The record is from the annotation of a GenBank genome assembly. Lineage: Eukaryota; Metazoa; Chordata; Appendicularia; Copelata; Oikopleuridae.